AUGAUGAUGAAUCAUUCAUCAAAUGGUAGUCUUUUAUCACAAAAAUCAUCGACAACAAUUUCAUCAAAUGGUUCAUCAUCAAUGAAUGAUUCAAAUCAUAGUCUGACGAAAUCAUUUUCGAUCACCAUCAACAACAAUAGCAACAAUUCACGUGAUACAGUUCCGCUAUUGUUACCGCAUCCAAAAUCAUCAAUACAAAAAGCCCGAUUGAAUUCUGCGUGGCUCAAUGCAUCCAUUUCGUUGUUCGAACAAGAUGUCUGUGAAAAUGAUUUGCUAUUAUUGAAAGUUAAAUAUUUUACAUUUUAUGAUCUAAAAUCAUCAGAAUUAACACGUAUAAAUUAUCUUUAUGAAAAUUUAAAAUGGAACAUUCUCCAGGAACAAAUAUCCUGUACAGAAGAUGAAAUGUAUACAUUGGCUGGUAUUAUGUUACAGGUUAGUUAUUGUAGCGGUGAAAAUGGUCGUGGUAAACAAAUUGAUAAUAGAUUAUUAUCAACACCACCACCACCGUCAAUGCAUAACAAUAAUUCUAAUGGCCAUCAUCAUCAUCAUCAUAAUCAUCACCAUCAAUCCAAAAUGAAUGGUAAUGGUUACCAUAAUCACAAUAAUAAUAAUAAUAAUAAUAAUAAUGGUAAUGGAUUGAAUGGUUCAAUAUCAUCAUCAACAUCAACAUCGAAUGAUAUUGAUGAAGUAGAUUGUGCAUUAGAAACAUUGGAAAAAGAAUUACAAACAUUUAGUAUUGUGGAAAAAUCCAAUAGUGGUGGUGGUGGCGGUGGAAUCGUCACCAGGAUGGUUGGUUCAAAAAUUCAAAUACCAAUAUUGGAAGAUAAAUUGAAAAUAUCAUGCCAAAAAAUGAAAAAUUCCACAUCAACAUUGGCAAGAAUCAAGUCAACAAUUUCUGGAAAUGAUCGUACAUACUAUACAAUAUUUCGUGAUACAACAUUAUAUGCAUAUAGGCCACAAGAUUUUGAUCACGAUUCAAUGAAUCCAACAAAAGAACCGGAAAUCGUAUUGAACAUGAAUAUAUGCGAAGUGAAUCCAGAUGUAUUGGCCAGUCAACAACGAUAUUGUUUCCAGAUAAUUGAUUCAUCAAAGUCACGUUGUUAUUAUUAUGUUAAAUGUCAAAGUGAAUUACAGUACGCAAAAUGGUUUGCUGCAUGUAAACAAGCUAGCCAAGGUCAUACAAUGGCACAUUCAUCAUAUGAUGAACAAGUCCAUAAUACAUUGAAGCUAUUACAGAUUCAAUCGAAAUUUUCGAAAACAAAAAAUGUCAAUAAACAAGAGCUAAAAAGUUUGGAUGUCGAUCCAAGUCAAUUUAUUGCACCAAGAUUUUUGAAACGUAAAUCAAAAGAACAGAUUUUGGCACGAAUCAAAUUGGCGCAUGAAAUAUCCAACACAAACACAUUGAUUGAAGCACAAAUGAAUUUCAUAAAAACAUGUCAAACAUUGAAAGAUUAUGGAAUCACAAUGUUUGUUGUUCGAUUUCACAAAUCAAAAAAAGAGGAUCUCCUUGGUGCUAUGCCCGAUAAACUCGUAUUGAUCGAUGUAAAUAAUGGAACAUUGAGAAAAACAUGGAGAUAUAAAACAAUGAUCAAUUGGAAUAUUAAUUGGGAAGUGAAACGAAUGUCGAUUAAUUUUCGUGAUGAAACAUUAGAAUUCGAAUGUAUUAGUGCCGAUUGUAAAGUGAUACAUGAAUUUAUCGGUGGCUAUAUCUACAUGUCAAUGCGUGGCAAUCAAAUUGAUUCAUUUGAUGAGGAACAAUUUCUUAAAUUAACCGGUGGCUGGAAUGAAGAUGAUCUUGUCAAUGGUGAUGAUGAUGAAGAUGAACACAUUGCAAUGUGUCGUCGAGAAGCAUGGGCUAAUCUACAUCCAGGCUUAAUGGUCAAAUAAAAUAAAAAAUUCGAUUCGAUUCAAUAUGAACAAAAAAAAACAAAAACGAACGCCAUCUGGUGUUCAUCUGUGAAUCUUUUAUUUUUUAAAUUUUAUUUUUUCCCGCACAAAAAAAGAAAAUUGUAAAAAUUUAAAA
Dermatophagoides farinae (American house dust mite) is the source of this 2023-nucleotide messenger RNA. The record is from RefSeq and is a predicted model, not a curated record. NCBI's taxonomy places the organism in Eukaryota, Metazoa, Arthropoda, Arachnida, Sarcoptiformes, Pyroglyphidae.